Messenger RNA from Maylandia zebra (zebra mbuna), 1725 nucleotides. RefSeq names its product nectin-3-like. Gene Ontology annotation, cellular component: external side of plasma membrane. Gene Ontology annotation, biological process: T cell receptor signaling pathway; regulation of cytokine production. Lineage: Eukaryota; Metazoa; Chordata; Actinopteri; Cichliformes; Cichlidae. The record is from RefSeq and is a predicted model, not a curated record. Gene Ontology annotation, molecular function: signaling receptor binding.
AGGUAAUUUGGUGACACCACAGAAUAAAUGGUUUUUAUCUUUUUUAUAUGUAUUCUUUAUUGACUCGCAGUUUGCACCGAAACUUUGUGAAUCAGGUUUUUGUUUGUUUUUUUACUUUGUUCUGGCAAAUGCUUAAUAGUAAAGGGGAAGCUUGUAAGAAACUGUGUAAAAGGCAUGCUAUAGCUAACUUUCCCUUUCUUUUGCCUUUCAGAAUAAUACUCAUUUCCUUUAAACCACUCCCUUCAUCUCAACAUAAGGUUUCAGUUGACUGAAAAAUAAAACUUUUUGUUUAGUCUGCAGGCACUUCAGUGUAAUCUGUUGUCACACAUGGCUUUUCUCAGGGUCCUCCUGGGUUUCUUCCUAAUUGCUGAAUCAACAGCUCUGCAGCACGAUGUGCAGGUGAAGUUUGGAGCAGACGUCACUCUUCAGUGUCAGAUUUCCACAGAUGAAAUAAUCUCAGUGCUGAAGUGGAGCAGAGCUGACCUGAACACAGACGGCUACGUCUACUUCUACAGGAACAAACGAUUCUAUGAAAACUACCAACAUCCAUCUUUUCAUGGCCGAGUAAAGCUGAGGGACCCGGAGAUGAAGGAUGGAGACGUUUCUGUGAUCCUGAAGAACGUCACGUUUAAUGACACUGGGAUGUAUGAGUGUCACAUAGCAGUGAGGAACCCUGUGAGCAGUAAAAGAGUUCACACUGAGAUCAGUCACUUCAUUGAGCUCACAGUCACAGGUGAAACACGUGACAGCAUGUUUGAGCAGCCCAUCACAGAAGGAGAACAUGGGGGUGGAAACAUGCAUUUUGUUCAAGAGGAAGAAACUCCAACUGUCCUGAUGGUUGUUCCUGCUGUUGUUGCUGCUGCUGUCCUUGUUGUUACUAUAGGUGGUUCUGUGCUACUGCGGACGUUUAAAAGAAAGAAGCAGCAGACUCCUGAGGCAACCACAGCUGAUUUGAAAUGUCCUGCUGCUAAAAUUUAGAACUGAAACCGGUUUCAUGGAGUGGAUAGCCUGUCAGCACAUCAUAAACUGCCAACUGUCUCCACCUUCAGGUUUCUGGGCUCCCACAUCUCUGCCUAUCUCACUUGGACCCACAACAGCAAUACCCUGCUAAAGAAGGCCCGACAGCGGCUACACUUUCUGCUUGUCCUCAGGAAAAACAAUCUGGACAGAAGCUGCUGCUGGCCCGUUCCCGCCCCUGAGUAGAGAGCAUGCUCUCCUACCACCUGAGUGUUUGGUACACAGGAGCCACAACUGAGAACAGGAAGGCUGGCCAGAGGGUAAUUAAUAUUGCCCAGAAACUCAUUGGCUGCCCUCUGCCACCCCUGGGGGCCAUCAUCAGCUCCUCCUAUAUCAGGAAAACCAGGGACAUCACAGGUGACCCCUUGUGCGCUCUGGUUGGUGCCACAGGUCAAUGACGUCCAACACCUCCAGACUCACUAACAGCUUCUCCCCUAGGCUGUGAGUAAACACACUGUACAUGUACAGUAACAAUAAUGGUCAAUUCUAUUCUAUUCUAUUCUCCAUUCUUAUAGCAUUAUUCAUGAUUCUCUUGCUCUUGACGGAGGUGGUGGCACUUUUCUCCUUCUCCCUCUCCCUUAUCUUUCCUGCUUGGCUUCUCGUGUCUUUUGUAUUGUCUCGCUUAUUCUCUAACCCUCAAAGAGUUUCUCAGUUUUGUUCUCUAAAACCUAAAAAAUUAUGGAUUUGAUCAUCUGGUCCCGUAAUGGA